This is a messenger RNA of Lentinula edodes (shiitake mushroom), 965 nucleotides long. RefSeq lists its product as uncharacterized. The record is from RefSeq and is a predicted model, not a curated record. Bases 127 to 612 code for a protein of 161 amino acids. The transcript has a single exon. NCBI's taxonomy places the organism in Eukaryota, Fungi, Basidiomycota, Agaricomycetes, Agaricales, Omphalotaceae.
AGGAAAUCCACAUCUAAUUCAAGAUGAGGAAGCGCGCGGAGUGCUAUAGUCGACUUCCGCAAAUAUAACAACCCGAUGCCAGGUUAGAAAGAGGUUUGGUCAAAAGACGACUUGUACACGAUAAUCAUGGGUCUUUUAGGACUCAUCCUUCGCAUCCUUGGAUUAUUUUCAAACCAUCCUCGGCGACUCUUACUUCCAUAUCUACUACGACAUGGUCUUACACUCCCUGGAGGGCUUGUCCACUUGUUGCCGGAUGGAACAGUAGUAAAAGUGGGCAAUCCUGCUUUUCUUCAGCUCGAAGCAGAGGCUACCAAAUAUGCUCGGGAUCACACUCAGCUCCCUAUCCCUCGUGUCUAUGACUUUUUUACCCCUAGCGAUGGCCAUAAAGGCUACCUCGUUAUGCAGCACAUGCCUGGAGAUAUGCUGCAACGUAAAUGGCGGUUUCUGUCAUCCGAACAGAGGAAUUCUAUCAUGGCUCAGGUUAGGAACAUGAUUGAGGAACUGCGUGCCAUCCGUCAACCAGAGCCGCAAGGCUGGAUAGGAUCAUCAUCUUGCGGUCCCUUCCGAGAUUUCCAUAGCCGAAUUCAACGACUUUCGGAUGGGUUGUUUUGACAACUUUGCUUACAGUGAAAAUCCUGUAACGAAGGAACGUCUUGCUCGUAUUGGUCGAGAAAUGCCGGUUGCCAGUGAUAUCGUGUUCACUCAUGGGGACAUCACACGACGGAAUCUUUUGGUGGAUGACAGCGCAAAAGUUGUAGGUAUUAUAGACUGGGAACAGGCUGGUUGGCGCACAACGUACUGGGAAAAAGUCAAAAUAUGCUUUGGAGGGAAUACAAGCUCGGGUUAGUUUGCCGAGGGUCAGUUUGAGGGGUAUGAAGAUGAUAUUGCACGCGAGGUCGAGUUGCACCUUAUCCAUGGUGGAGGGAGUAUGUGAUAGUAAACAUCGAAAAAUUCGCUGUAUUGUA